ACAGCUGAGGUAGCUGCCUGCUGCUGUGACUGAGCAUUCAUCGUGCCCCUAGACUAGGGGAAGCGAUAUGCAGCCCUCAACACCCCGUGAACCUCAUCGACUCUCGGCAUCUUGGAUCAUUAUAGAUGGAGAAGGAGAGGAAGUGACUCUUGACCGGCGCAACCAACACAACGGCCUAAGUUUGCGGGAAGAGGAUGGAGGGGACGGGACUUUUACGGUGUUAACUUUGCAUCCUGAUGGAGGGGCUUUGAGGAGUGAGGAUGAACGAAGAGACGGUCCUCUGCUGGACUCGUCUCUCAACCUGAAUGACGGCAGGAUGAUCGAGCUCCCCACAAUGUUGGAAGAGGAAGGUGCAGAUGGUAUGUAUCCAAGCGAUGGAGCAAGGCGUGAGGCCAGUCCCCGUAGGGACACGCCUAGACAAGGAGGGCGUGAGCAGGAGGAGGAGGAGGAGGAGGAGGAGGAGCAGCAGCAGCAGCAGCAGCAGCAAGAGGAAGCGCGUGUCUCACCUAGGGCCUCGUCUAGAGCAGAAGGUCCAUCUCAGCCUCCAACUGAUGAAAGGUCUGAAAAUGGUGGCGAUGGCUGGCGGAAGCGCGCCACGUCGGUGGUCAUGGCUCAUUUCAGGGCUAUCCUCAAAAGCUUCUCGCACCGCGCGUCCUACUGCGGCACGGGCGCUGGCUACAGCAUUGAAGAUAAGCUGCGCAUGGCUUGCCCUUACUUGCGCCGCCAAUCUCGCCAACGCUUGUUGCUGAUCACAACUACAAUACCUUGGGUGUGA
This is a messenger RNA of Nannochloropsis gaditana CCMP526, 775 nucleotides long. RefSeq lists its product as uncharacterized. Bases 68 to 775 code for a protein of 235 amino acids. The transcript is spliced from 4 exons. The record is from RefSeq and is a predicted model, not a curated record.